Trichoderma atroviride IMI 206040 is the source of this 2676-nucleotide messenger RNA. RefSeq lists its product as uncharacterized. Gene Ontology annotation, cellular component: autophagosome; phagophore assembly site. Lineage: Eukaryota; Fungi; Ascomycota; Sordariomycetes; Hypocreales; Hypocreaceae. Gene Ontology annotation, biological process: protein localization to phagophore assembly site; nucleophagy; autophagy of mitochondrion. The record is from RefSeq and is a predicted model, not a curated record.
AUGGCGCCCAAGAUUUUUGGACGACUUACCGCGUCGACGCAAGGCGGUCGAUCGUUUUACGAACAGCUGCGAGGCUACGACGAUGAAGCAGACUUGGACACGGAGGCAGGGCCGUUAAUGGCAGACCACGACUUUAUGCCUACGGCCAGGCAUCGCAACAACACCGACAGCGUAUUAUCACCAGAAGCGGACAGCGUACACGGCGGAGCCCAGAGAGCAGCUGCCGAUGGCCGAAGCUCUUCUCUAGGGUGGCCACACGAUGACGAAGGCGAUGAGGACGUGCCUGCUUCCCUCCUCGUGGAGCCUAAUAAGGCGACGGCGAAUCCAGGCCUGGCUCGAGCAGAAGCACCGCAUGAAUCCCAACAUUAUGACAGCCCUAAUCUCUCGUCAAGCCACAGCCACGCCCCAUGGCGGCCGCCGGCUGACGAAAGGAGGCACGAAGUUCCGAGGCCAAGCACACGGCCGGCCACCACGCCUUAUAUACCGUCAAUAAACGCCGGGGCAUCGUUCAAUCGGAAGAAUACGGCGCUAUGGAAAUGGGCGAAUGUCACGAAUCUCGACAGCUUUAUGAGAGAUGUUUAUGACUAUUACGAAGGGGGUGGGAUGUGGUGCAUCAUGGUUGUAAAUGCUCUGUGGCUACUGGAGACUUUGUUCGUGGCCGUCUUGUUGACCUUCUUGACUCAGUGCGUCAAGUACAGCAGUAUACCGCAUAGCCACUCGCUGGGUGAAGUCGUCAUACCUCGCUGCACCCAGAAAAUGUCGGGAUGGUGGGCGUUGGGAAUAUGGUUCUACUCCUUCUUCUUCAUCUGGAAGUCUGUGCAGUAUUUCUUUGAAAUUCGCCGUUUACUCUUCGUUCGCGAGUUUUUCAUUGUCCUUCUCGAGAUUCCCGAACAGGAUAUGCAGACCAUCUCUUGGCAGGAUGUCGUUGCUCGAAUCAUGACUUUGCGGGAUCAGAACCCCAGGACGGCCUCAGAUAUACCGCAAAACCUACGACGCUUUAUUGGCAGCCAGUCGAAGGAACGAUUAGACGCUCACGAUAUCGCCAAUAGACUGAUGCGCAAGGAAAACUACCUGAUUGCCAUGGUCAACAAAGAUGUACUAAAUUUAUCGCUUCCGUUUCCCUUUCUCCGAGGACGUCAGUUGUUUUCAAAGACCAUGGAAUGGUAUCUGCAUUAUUGCAUCCUUGACAUGGCUUUUAAUGAACUCGGUCAAGUCCAACAGGAUUUCUUGCGUGCUGAACGAAGGGGAGUUUUGAGCCAAAAAUUGAAGCAGCGGUUUUACUUUGCUGGCUUUCUGAAUCUUCUAUUUGCCCCCAUUGUCCUUGCGUAUGUCAUCAUCGUUUACUUCUUUACAUACUACAAUGAGUAUCAAAAAGAUCCGAAGCUGGCUGCGGCUCGUAAAUACACCUCACUCGCCGAAUGGAAAUUCCGCGAAUUCAACGAGCUGCCUCAUAUAUUUUACGAGAGACUUCACAUGUCAUUUCCAUUUGCGACCCGAUACAUUGAUCAAUUUCCAAAACGCAUGACGGAGGAAAUUGCGCGGAGUAUCUCAUUUAUGUGCGGAGCUCUCACUGCAAUCCUCGCAGUGUGCACGCUGCUAGAUUCGGAACUGUUCCUAUCAUUUGAGAUUACAAAGGAUAGAACUGCUUUGUUCUAUCUGGGAAUUUUUGGAGGCAUAUGGGCAAUCACUCGAGGCAUGGUGUCUGAAGAGUCUAUGGUAUUCAAUCCCGAGUAUGCCCUAAGGAACGUGAUUGAAUAUACCCAUUAUAUGCCCGACCACUGGCAAGGAAGACUGCAUAGUACCGAUAUCAAGCAGGAGUUUUCCGAACUCUACAAAAUGAAGGUGGUCAUCUUUUUGGAAGAAGUCUUGGGCAUCAUAACAACUCCCUUGCUGCUACUUCUAUCACUACCCAAAUGCAGUGAUCAGAUCGUGGACUUCUUCAGAGAAUUCACGGUGCAUGUAGACGGCUUGGGCUACGUCUGCUCAUUUGCUGUCUUUGACUUCAAAAAGGGACCAGGCCAUCCCGAUCGCCAAAGAAUUCCUCAGGAUGUCCGUGAGGAUUACUAUGCAACCAAGCACGGCAAAAUGGCUGCAUCUUACUAUGGAUUCCUCGACAACUACGUUAUUAAUCCAAAGACUGGUAUCCCUGGACAUAUGCCUCCAGGAUCGCAGCAACCAUUCCAUCCUCCGCCUGCAUUUCCAAAUCUGAAUUCACCUACUCUGGCAGCAGAUAUGCAAGCUUCUCAAGCAGGAAUCACAGAAACGGGAAGGAAUAGAAGCCGGACCGUUGGACUGGGCACGUUUCCCAGAGGAGGGCACAGCAUUACGCAGCCAUCCCCUAUGGCGUCUAUGCUGUUGGAUCCUCGCCACCAGCCAUCCAUCACAAACUUUGGAGCAAGAGGACCGCAUAAGCCGCGCCCUUCGCGAGGAGCGCACCGCGCUGAUGGACAAAUCCCCGAAGAGCCAUAUGAGGCUGAUGCGGAUGCGGAUGCAGCUGGACUGGGAGGCGACAGCUCCGAAGCCGGAGCCACGCUCGGAGAAUCCAUGUGGCAGACGUCACCUGGCAGGGAGCUCAGCAAGGAGAAUAGCAUGGCUAACUUCAAUGAGCCAGAGGCUGGUGUGCUUGGACUGAUUAACCAGUUUCGGCAGGCACAGCAUCACCGCCGGGGAGGGGUC